AUGCCGGCUCCCCUCUUUGCCGCGAGAAAGGUGGCAUCCAAUCGGGUGGCAGACGCUCUCGCUGCAGAGAGUUCCAGACUCUCCUUGGCAAGAAUAGGAAUCGAUGCAUUGCCUGGGGACCUCACUGCCAGCAAUCGAGUGACUCACAUCACCGUUCUGGAUUUGAAGCACAACGCAUUGCAGAUGUUGCCGAGCGAGUUGUUUCUGUGCGUGACUCAGUUGGAGGAAGUCGACGCCAGCAAGAACCGUAUCUCUUAUCUUCCAGAAACAAUCGGAUUGGCGACCGGACUCCGAAAACUCAACCUUCAGGGAAACUGUUUGCGAGACAUUCCGAACGGUCUGUGUCUCCUACAGGUCCUCGAAACGCUGGAUCUCGCGCAGAAUAUGCUGGUGAAUGUCAUGCAUGCGGUAUAA
Molecule: messenger RNA, 414 nt
Organism: Ectocarpus siliculosus
Lineage: Eukaryota; Phaeophyceae; Ectocarpales; Ectocarpaceae
Source: the annotation of a GenBank genome assembly